Molecule: messenger RNA, 1557 nt
Organism: Lemur catta (Ring-tailed lemur)
Lineage: Eukaryota; Metazoa; Chordata; Mammalia; Primates; Lemuridae
Gene: SMTNL1
Product: smoothelin like 1
Exons: 7
Biological process (GO): actin cytoskeleton organization
Cellular component (GO): microtubule organizing center; filamentous actin
Molecular function (GO): protein binding
Source: RefSeq, a predicted model, not a curated record
AUGGAGCAGAAGGAAGCGAAGCCCUCUGAGGACAGGACCUCUGUCUCCCCCACCACAGAGAGCCCCGGGACGCCAGGAGCUGGAGCCCCUGCAGAGGAGACCAAGGGCACAGCUGGGAAGACCAUCAACGAGGAGCCUCCAGACGGGACAGAAAAGCAGGAAAAAGCCCCAGUGGAGGACGGCAUUUCAGCGGAAGCAAACGGGUUAGAUGAGGUCAAGGUGGAAGCCCAAAGGGAGGCUGGAGGGAGAGAGGAUGCUGAGGCUGAACUUACAAGGGAGGAUGGUGCGAGGGAAGAGCCCACAACGGCUUCUCAGAUGACAGACAGGAAAGAAGAGACCAAAUCUGAAGCCAAGGAGGCUGAGGAAAAAGAGGAGAGCGCGCUGGCAUCUGAGAAGCAGAAGGCUGAUGGGAAAGAGGCCAUGCCUGAAUCUGGGGAGAAAGCCAGUGCCAGUGAGAAAGACAGGCCCGAACCCACGGAGGCUGGCAGGGAGGAGGCGGCCAAGGCGGCCUCUCAGGAGGACAAUCGCAAGACAGAGGAGCCCACGGUCAAACCCCAGGAGAAAGCUGCCGACAAAGAGGCCACGGCUGAAUCUCAGGAGGCUGCUGUGAACGACGAGGCUAAGGCCGAACCUCAGGAGGCCGGUGGGGAAGAGGAGGCUGAAAGCGAUGCCAAAGAGGACGUGGUGAGUGGGGCAGAAGAAGGGAAAGAGGACCCCCGUGAAGAGCUCUAACCGCAUUCAUUCCAGGAGCCAGGCAGUCCCAGCGAAGAGCAGGAGCAGGAGCAGGACACGGACAAAGAGCCAGAGGGAGGGGCGGGGGUGACUCCCAGCUCCCCAGAGGAGUGGCCUGAGAGCCCCACGGAGGAGGGCCCUGGCCUCAGCCCAGAUGGGCUGGGUCCAGGCUCCACAGCUUCUGGAGAGACCAGUCCUUCAGCCAGUGAAUCUUCACCCAGUGACGUGCCCCAGAGCCCCCCGGAGCCCCCUCCUGCGGAGAAGAAGAAGGAGAAGGCACCAGAGCGCAGGGUGUCAGCCCCCGCCCGGCCCCGGGGGCUGGGGCCCCGUGCACAGAACCGCAAAGCCAUCGUGGACAAGUUUGGCGGGGCAGCCUCGGGCCCCACGGCCCUGUUCCGGAACACUAAGGCAGCCGGGGCGGCCAUUGGCGGUGUCAAGAACAUGCUCUUGGAGUGGUGCCGGGCCAUGACAAGAAACUACGAGCACGUGGACAUCCAGAACUUCUCCUCCAGCUGGAGCAGCGGCAUGGCCUUCUGUGCCCUCAUCCACAAGUUCUUCCCGGACGCCUUUGACUAUGCUGAGCUGGACCCCACGAAGCGUCGGCACAACUUCACCCUGGCCUUCGCCACAGCAGAGAAACUGGCCGACUGUGCCCAGCUGCUGGAGGUGGAUGACAUGGUGCGGCUGGCAGUGCCCGACUCCAAGUGUGUCUACACCUACAUCCAGGAGCUGUACCGCAGCCUCGUGCAGAAAGGACUGGUGAAGACCAAGAAGAAAUAGGGAGCUGACUGACCCUGUGGGCAGGGUGUCCAGAUCACCAGCCAC